Molecule: messenger RNA, 1555 nt
Organism: Scomber scombrus (Atlantic mackerel)
Lineage: Eukaryota; Metazoa; Chordata; Actinopteri; Scombriformes; Scombridae
Gene: slc49a3
Product: solute carrier family 49 member 3
Exons: 11
Coding region: 14-1453 (479 amino acids)
Biological process (GO): transmembrane transport
Cellular component (GO): membrane
Molecular function (GO): transmembrane transporter activity
Source: RefSeq, a predicted model, not a curated record
UGUUGGACCGGUGAUGGAGGAGAAUGAUGAAGAAACCUACGACCAGACUGAGGCUCUGCUUUCCUCUGAUGUGCAGAGAAGAGGAGACUCACAGCUCGGUUUUAAGCUUUAUAAGAGGAGGUGGUUUGUGCUGCUGGUGCUCUGCUUGUUGAACUGCUCCAACGCGACGAUAUGGCUGACCUUUGCCCCAGUAGCAGACCAGUCAGCAGAGUACCUGCAGGUCUCACUGGAGGAGAUCAACUGGUUGUCACUGGUCUACAUGGUGGUGGCCAUACCGCUCAGCUUCGGGACCACGUGGAUGCUGGACACCGUCGGGCUGCGUGCCACGAUGAUUUUGGGGGCCUGGUUGAACAUGGUAGGAGCCGUGCUGCGCUACGUCGGGACCCUGCUGGACCCUUCAGUCCAGUUCCCUUUAGUGAUGUUGGGUCAGACCUUCGGUGCGCUGGCUCAGCCCCUCAUCAUCUUUACACCCACCAAACUGGCGGCUCUGUGGUUCCCCGACCAUCAGAGAGCCACCGCCAACACCAUCGCCUCCAUGUCCAAUCCCCUGGGUGUUCUCCUCGCUAACAUCAUCUCACCCACGAUGGCAGAAGAAUCGAAACAGAUCCCCGCCUUGCUGCUUGCAUAUGCAGUCCCCGCAUGCAUCGUCUGUUUCCUAGCAACAGUCGGGAUAAGGAGCAGCGCCCCCGCCACGCCGCCGUCGGCCAGCGCUGAGCUCUCCGGCACCGAGCCCUUCGUACAGGGGAUCAAACUGCUACUGAUGAACAAAGCGUACCUGGUGCUGCUGCUGUGCUUCGGCUCGGGCAUCGCUGUGUUCACCUGCUUCUCCACACUGCUGGAGCAGAUCCUGUGUGUGCAGGGUUACACCAACGACUUUGCCGGUUUGUGCGGCGCUCUCUUCAUCGUGUUUGGCAUCGUUGGCGCCGGCGCGCUCGGACUCUACGUCGACAAAACCAAGAAGUUCACCGAAGCCACGAAAAUCAACAUGAGCUUCACCGCUGUGGCCUGCGUCGCCUUCUCAGUGGUGUGUCUGUUGCGGGAGCAGAAAGCCGCCGUGGCCGUCGUCUGCUCUUUCUUUGGCUUUUUCGGUUUCUCCAUUUACCCGGUUGCCAUGGAGCUGUCCGUCGAGUGUUCGUACCCGGUCGGAGAGGCGACGUCGGCCGGACUCAUCUUCGUAUCGGGACAGAUCCAGUCUGUCCUCUACAUAAUCCUCCUUCAGGCUUUGACCACACCGAUCGCUGACUCUCCGCUGUCGACGUGCGGCGCUGCGGUGCUGAGCUGGAAGGUGCCCAUGAUGGUGAUGGGCGGCCUGUGCACCGUCUUCACCUGCAUCUUUGUUAUUUUCUUCCGCACGCGUUACAGACGACUGGAGGCCGAAGAAGCAGCCGCCUACAGGACCAAACGGAGCUACGGCUCAACCAACACUGAGCACGCUCCGAGUGUGGACACGUGAACCUUUCUCACAGUCUCAAAACGAGACGGACUAUAGUUUAUUUCUCGUGUACAAAACAGGGAUAAAAAGAGGUUUAUUUAAGUUUUUUUAAGCUCUGAUUCA